AUGGCGGGACGAUCUCCAGCAAUAGCAUGUAUUGGAGUCAUAGGAAGAAAGAAUAAUCCGCUUCACAUAUCUCUCUUUCCGCCAGGCAAACGCCCAGCUCUGGAAUUCUCGUUUUUAUUAUCGUCCUGUUUAGAUAUUUUCGAGGCUCGAAUGCCUUACCGGACAGCCGAGCAAGAUUUUGGACUCCUUCAAGCAGUUGACGAGCGUCUCGCAAUGUAUGGUUGGGUCACCAGUACGGGAGUCAAAUUCGUCAUCGUCGUGGAUAUGGAGGGUGGAGCGACCCCAUCAACUGGAAAGAAUCCAGGCGCAGUUGGGUUACGGGAUGCAGAUUUAAAGCCUGCAUUCCGAGCCCUACAGACGGCUUAUAUUGGGCUGUUGAGGAAUCCUUUUUACGACCCUGACCAACACUCAGUUCUGCCAAACAAGUCUGAGCAGUCGUUUGAAUCAAGCCAGAUCACGAGUGAGAAGUUCAUUAGCGAAGUGAGGAGGAUUGGAGAGAAAUGGGCACCAGGGGUCACAAGUCUGUAGAGCCAUUUAUGGUUGACGAGUCACUAUUGUACACGAAGCCAUCCUCUUUGCCUACCGCUACUCAACAGUCCAGAGUAUCGACCAUAAAAGGAUUUGCGCCAGAUAUGAAAGACGGUUUCACGAUAUGGAUCACUCAGAGUGAAGUACAGGGGAUGGGAGCAUUUCCGAGGAUUGGCCGAGUAUACCCGGUUACACCUCAUGGACUGGAAUCGAUACAGUUCAAUCUUUCAUUCGAAAUCCUGAAAUGUCGCCUUUCCCGCCUGUUUCACGGGAAUUGGCUAUCACCAAUCCCCUGGUACUCUACCAAAGUCUGGUUGCCACCAAAAGGAUCUUGCCUGAUCCGGCCCAAUAUAGAUUAGGUACGUCACUGACGACGAGACGAGUUAGUAGCAUUGUCGAGGCAUAUAUAGCUAAACG
Eremomyces bilateralis CBS 781.70 is the source of this 945-nucleotide messenger RNA. Its product is annotated as Sedlin. Bases 1 to 528 code for a protein of 175 amino acids. Gene Ontology annotation, biological process: endoplasmic reticulum to Golgi vesicle-mediated transport. The transcript has 3 exons. The record is from RefSeq and is a predicted model, not a curated record. Gene Ontology annotation, cellular component: cytoplasm; nucleus; TRAPP complex. Lineage: Eukaryota; Fungi; Ascomycota; Dothideomycetes; Eremomycetales; Eremomycetaceae.